CUUGCUCCAAGCAAUAUAUUCAUUUUUACAGACGGGCAAAGCUCUAGCGUGAGGUUUCAGCAAGUGCUUAAGCGUUUUGAAAACCUGAAAGUAGCUCGAUAAACAACAAUUCAAAUUUAAGACGACGGAGGAGUGAUACAUACAGAAAUGGCGUUAGUAUUAAUGUGUGGACAGCCAUGCAGUGGUAAAUCAACGGCUGCUCAAUAUUUGAGCGGAGCACUUCAAUCUCAAUCAUUCAAUGUUCGUGUUAUCGAUGAGUCCUCGCUGCAUGUCGACCGUAAUCAAGGUUAUGCUGAUAUGCCUUCCGAGAAGAACUUGCGUGGUGUAUUGAGAUCUGAGGUGGACAGAUCCGUUUCAAAAGACAGCAUAAUUAUUGUAGAUUCAUUAAACAACAUUAAGGGAUACAGAUACGAGCUGUGGUGUUUGGCUAGAGCUGCUGGGACAAGAUAUUGUGUGUUGUAUUGUGAUGUAGAGGAGAGCUAUUGCAAAACGUGGAAUAAUGCACGCCGAGAGAAAGGAGAAUCUGCAUAUAGUGAUAAAAUAUUUGAUGACCUAGUAAGAAGGUUUGAGAAACCAGAUAGACGGAACCGUUGGGAUUCUCCUCUUUUCGAGUUAAAGCCAGCUGAAGAACAAACAAAUGAGUUUUCUUCAGCCAUAUUGGAUGCACUAUCUUUCUUGACAAAAAAGAUUGAUUCAAAAUCCGGAGAUGUGCGUUUACUUCAACCUACCAUUGCUACACAAACGGUGCGAGCUUCUGAGACCAACUCACUUUAUGAGUUAGAUCGUGCAACACAGGAUGUCAUCAAUAUCCUUAUUGAUGGGCAGGCACAAGGAUAUGGAGGUGCUCUCAAUGGUAUUAAUCUUGGUGAAGGGUUGCCAACAAUUAAUAUUCAGAGAACGGUUGGGCUACCUGAGCUGCGCCGCCUUCGCAGAACAUUUGUAAAACUUACAGGGCAGACUAGUUUGAGUGGUCCUCCUCCUCCCAUAGAUGCUCAAAGUGCAAAAAGAAUGUUUGCAGAUUAUUUGAACCAAGAACUGGGCACUACAUAAGCUUCAAAAUCUCUGUUCAUCUGUUGGCCUUGACAAUUGCAGAGUUCAAGAGCAAUGGUAGUUUGUUCUGCAGGUAAUUCAUGGAUUCACUUCCCGUACUUAUUUUGGCCUGGGUGAUGUUUCAUUUUCAAUUUACAGAGUGUUUUGGUUCAUAUGUGGACUUAUCUAUUGAGGAAUUUGUAUCUAAAGAUAUGUAAGAAGCAUUCUCUACCUUCUGCUUUGCAGUGCCAUGACUGCUCACCUUUAAGUGCAUGGGGUAUUUUAUAAGAUUAAUUGAGUAUUGUUUCCACAACUAAAUUAUAUUUAUAUUCUUCUUUGUAAUGUGAUUUGUGGUCCUGUAUCAAUAUAAUGAGAUUGGGAAUUCGAUAGCCUUUUUCAACUUAAUGCAUGUCCAGUGAGACAAUCUUGUGACAUGCCUCCUAUGUCUAAUUCCUUGUUCCAUUCCUACAGGCCGUAUGUAAUGAUAUUAAUUAUGAGUGUAAAGACCUAAUCACCAUUAAAUCCUUUUGCUGGAAGUGUAUUCUUCCUGAAAUGUUAAUUUAAUAAUUUCUUAUAUUGUCAACUA
This is a messenger RNA of Cryptomeria japonica (Japanese cedar), 1615 nucleotides long. RefSeq names its product protein KTI12 homolog. Bases 148 to 1050 code for a protein of 300 amino acids. The record is from RefSeq and is a predicted model, not a curated record. Lineage: Eukaryota; Viridiplantae; Streptophyta; Pinopsida; Cupressales; Cupressaceae. The transcript is spliced from 9 exons.